UCAGAGAUCCCUGGUUAUUUCUGACUCCCAGAGAUGUCAACUGAGCGGGACAGAGGGGGAUGUGGUCAGCAGGAAAGCCUCUUCACUACCCCCACCCUGCUCAAACAUUUAAGCGCUGCCAUGUGCCCUGUGAACUGCUGUCUGUUCCGUGACUGGUCCUCAUAAAGUGGGUCCCACGGUGUAUUCCACACCAGCUGUCACAGCAGCCUCUCUGGUGACCAAAGUCAUCCCCACCCCUUCCUGGCCAUGGGAGAAAUCACCCUUCUGGAAACAGGGCUCUUCUCUGGGGACCGGCCCUCCUGGCCUUGGAAAAGGCCCACACCUAGGCGGUAGAGAAAGGGCAGGGAGGAGGGCGCCCACAGGAAAAGCCUUAAUGCUGCUUCCCGUGGGGUGGCGAAGCAAGUCUAAGCCAGGCGGUCCCGCCCGGCCGGCCUUGGUGAAUCCCCAGUGGUCAUGAAGCUGGUUCUCCCGGUGGUCCUGGUGGUCCCCGGUGGUCCCGGUGGUGGUCCUGGACCAGCGGCAAGCCGCUUCACCUGGGAGCCUGUUAGAAAUGCAAAUUUCUAACGCUUUAACAAGCCGCGCAGGUGCGCCUAGGCAGGGCGAGGAGGAAGGGACUGGAGAGCGGAUGGGGAAAGAAGGGCCUCUCCUUUAAGACUGAGUCGACGGCCCCCUGCUGCCCCUUCGCGAGCCUCCUAACAGCCUGCAGUGGGCGACGGCGCUCAGGUGGUGCUGGGAGGAGGCCGGAGUGAGGGAGGCGGCGGCGGGCUGGCGAGAGGGCCCGGCGCAGGGGAAGGACAGCUGGGACCACGACGCCGCCGGCACCCGGGCUCCCGCGCGCAACGGCAUGAACCUCAGCAGCACGAGCAGCGCGGCCGAGAAAGCGCCCAGGGCCAUGCUCUGGGGCUGUGAGCUAAACCAAGAGAAGCGGACAUGGACGGUCAAAGCCCAGCAGGAGGGGAAGCAGGACUGUAAGCUGUUGCUCAGUACGAUUUGCUUGGGGGAGAAAGCCAAAGAAGAGGUGAACCUCGUGGAAAUUCUGCCCCCAGCCAGCCAGGAAGACAAGAAGACCAAGCCCAUCACCAUUGCUUCCCUUCGGGCCUCUGUGCUACCCAUGAAUCCACCUCAACAGGACGGGGCUGAGGACACGGUCACCCUCAUGGGAUUGGAGCUUUCUCCUCCAGUCACUUUCCAGCUCCGGGCUGGCUCUGGACCUGUGUUCCUCAGUGGCCAGGAACGUUACAACACGGCAGACCUGUCCUGGGAGGAAGAGGAGGAGGAACUGGAGGAGGAAGGCGACAGCGAUGAGGUUGAUGACGAAGACGAGGACGAGGACGAUGUAGAUGUGUCCCUAGAGGAGGAGACCCCUGUUAAACAAGUCAAGAGGCUGGCGUCCCAGAAGCAGGCAAGCAUUGCCAAGAAAAAAAAAGUGGAAAAAGAAGAGGAGGCAGUGAGACCCAGUCUUAAAGACAAGAGUCCUGUGAGAAAGGCCAAAGCCACACUCAAACCUAAAAAGCCAGGAUCCAAGAAAUGAGGGGCCAGGAGUGGCCUGGCUGCAGUGACCGAGGGAGAGCCGGCCAGAGCAACAUGCCGGGUGGCCUUCCUCGGUGUGUUCCCCCGGGGCCCCCCACCCAGCCUCUCUCCGUCGGAGUCUCACUGGGAUGGAGCUGUUGGGGGUAACACAGGAGGCCCUCACCCCAACUCUCGAGUUUCAGCAGUCCCUGGAGGGAAAAGCUCCAACCUCAGGGCCACAAUAAAGUUUGCUUU
Ailuropoda melanoleuca (giant panda) is the source of this 1764-nucleotide messenger RNA. It is a transcript of the gene NPM2, whose product is annotated as nucleophosmin/nucleoplasmin 2. Bases 845 to 1531 code for a protein of 228 amino acids. Gene Ontology annotation, cellular component: cytoplasm; nucleoplasm; nucleolus. Gene Ontology annotation, biological process: chromatin remodeling; positive regulation of DNA replication. The record is from RefSeq and is a predicted model, not a curated record. NCBI's taxonomy places the organism in Eukaryota, Metazoa, Chordata, Mammalia, Carnivora, Ursidae. Gene Ontology annotation, molecular function: chromatin binding; RNA binding; histone binding. The transcript is spliced from 10 exons.